Messenger RNA from Myotis brandtii (Brandt's bat), 2596 nucleotides. It is a transcript of the gene TOMM20L, whose product is annotated as translocase of outer mitochondrial membrane 20 homolog (yeast)-like. NCBI's taxonomy places the organism in Eukaryota, Metazoa, Chordata, Mammalia, Chiroptera, Vespertilionidae. Gene Ontology annotation, biological process: protein targeting; protein import into mitochondrial matrix; tRNA import into mitochondrion. Gene Ontology annotation, cellular component: mitochondrial outer membrane translocase complex; mitochondrial outer membrane. Gene Ontology annotation, molecular function: transmembrane protein transporter activity. The transcript is spliced from 5 exons. Bases 2119 to 2475 code for a protein of 118 amino acids. The record is from RefSeq and is a predicted model, not a curated record.
AUUUUUUUUAAAAAGUGAACCCUAACGUAAAUUAUAGACAUUGGGUGAUAAUGAUGUGUCAGUGCAGGUUCACUGAUUGCAAGAAAUGUGCCACUCUGGGAUGUUGGUAGUAGGGGAGGUUAUGUGUGUGGGAUCAGUAUAUGGGGGCCCUCUAUACUUUCUACUGCACCUAAAACUUCUCUAAAAGAAUAAAGACUUUUAAAAAGGUGUUCAAUAUUAGCCUUUAGGAAAAUACAAGGUAAAACCACAGUGAUUAUCCUCUGUAUGCCUACUGAAAUGCUAAAAUUGAGGAGGUUGACCAUACCAAAUGUUGGCAACAAUAUGGAGGAACUGGAACUCUCAUAUAUUGUUGGUAGGGAUGCAAAAUGGUUUAAUCAUUUUGGAAAGAUGUUUGACAAUUUUUUAAAAAACUAAAUACUCCUACCAUAUGAUGCAGCCAUUUCACCUUUAGGAGUUAAGAGAAUGGAAAAUAUUUUAUCCUUAUAAGGACUUGUAUACAAAUAGUUAUAACAGCUUUAUUUGUAAUAGCAAAAAAUGAAACAAUGUCCCUCAACAGAUGAAUGGUUAAAUACAUUGUAGUAUGUCCAUAAAAUGAAAUGCUACUUACCAAUAAAAAUGUACUACUGAUAAAACAAUAUGGAUGACUCUCAAAAUAAUUAUGCUGAAUGAAAGAAGCCAGACAAUAAAAGAAUACGUAUUGUGUGGUUCCAUUUAUACAAUAAUUUAGGAAGUACAAACUAAUCUAUAGUGACAGAAAGCAGGGGAUGGUGGAGGAGGUGAGGAAGAGUGGAAGAAGGGACUAAAAAGGGGCCUAAACAACUUCUGGGGGUGAUGGAUAUGAAUACUAUCUUAAUUGUGGGAAUGGUUUUAGGGAUGUAUACAUAUGUCAAAAUGUAUCAAAUUGUACACUUUAAAAAUGUACAAUUUAUUGUAUAUUAGUUAUAUUCCAAUAAAGCUGUUUAAAAGAAAGAGCUAUUAUCCAGCUUAGAACUAUGCUUUGGGGACAAUUGUUAAUGCUUUCUCAAUUUGAAAAAUGACCAAAGCUUUUUAGGAAUUCUGAUCACCAAAUUAGCAAGAGUGGUGUCUAUGUUUGAGAAGAAAAAUACACACCAUAGAAACUUGCCUUAAAAUUUUUCAGUUACUUUCCCACAUUGUCUCUGUGGCAAUUUCAGUUUGAGUAAUCUGUUUAUUUUUAAUCGCUGUAAUUAUUCCCUGAACACCCACCUUGCUUCAGUUUCCCUGGCCCCAUCCCUCUCCAUGUACCAUAGAGAUUAACUAUGAGUUCGUUGGAAAUAAUGGAUGGGAAGGGGCAAAAAGGCAAUAGAGUGGUUUUAUUAGAAGAUAAGACCAGUCAGCCAAGAAAAAUAUCCUUUGGAACCAGGCUAAAUCCAUCACUAAGAUUCUGAACCCAAAACUCCAAGAUCACCAGUAACACUGGAUUCCAAUGCUGUCCUCUAUUUUUGUGUUUACAAUCAGGGUUUGACAAUAGCUGCAGUUCCCAACUAUAAGACUGAGUCAUCGUAGGAAGAAAAAACAUACAGCAGUCAAGAAAACAAUUAUAUGCAACUCACAUCUGCUAACUCAAACUGUGCGGGCCUGGGCUGCUUCUCAGCCCCAACUGUAGUCACAGCAGUGAUGAGCACCUUGCGAUGCACACUCUAGCAAUAUCAUUAAAUCGUAAGGAGCAGCUGAAUAACCUAACAAAAAAGAUAAACUAUUUCAUUUUUUAGGUCCUUACAUAGCUUAUGCCUUUCUCUUUGGCUUAGUUUAAAUUCAAAACUCUGAUAUUUGGGGUAAGGUCUUACCUUCUUUCUGCUGUGUCUGCUGAAUAAGGCAAGUAUUAGGAAGAAAAGCAUACAGGCUAGCAAGGAUGAUGGUUCUCUCAGAGUUGGGUUUGCUAUAGGAGCUUUGGCUGUCAGGUUCAGCUCAGCAAAUUAACGGUGGUUUUUUUUUGUUUGUUUUUUUCUAGGCUAAAUGUUUUUGCUUCAAAAUUCCUUUCUUCCAGUUUUUGAGCUAAGGUGGCUGGGUACUUUGGGCUGCUGGGUCCUUUCAGGUGACAAGGGAGACCAGGUUGGGGAGUACGGCUAGUGCUCAGGAGCUCCCCGGGCAGUUCUGUAGAUGACGACCAAAGUUUUGCAUCAACUUAAAUUUGCAGAAAGAAGAGCCCAGCCCCCAAAGGCUGAUGGACCCGGCGCCCAGCAGUGGGAUCCAGCAAGGAAUGAAAAGUUGCAAGAACUUUUUCUGCACGAAGUACGAAUGGGAGAGCUUUGGCUAUCUAGAGGAGAGCACAGAAUGGGGGUUGAACAUCUCAGCAAUGCCCUUUCAAUGUGUGGGCAACCACGGGAACUUGUGAAGGUUUUUAAACACACACUCCCUCCCAAGGUAUUUGAGAUGCUGUUACAUAAAAUUCCCCUGAUUUGCCAGCAAUUUGAGGCAGACAUGAAUGAAGAAUACUUGGAAGAUGAUCCUGAUUGAAAAAACACUUCAACGUAUCCACAGUCCAGUCAGAAUACUAUAUUAUGAUAUUAUAUAAACAACUGCGCAGUGAUAUUUCCAUUUAUUUAACUUUUAGAAAUAAAAAUUGUUUCUAUCUCAU